AUGGCUCGGUCAAUCGUCGCCUCGGCCUUGGGGCCGUUACUGCUCCUCGCAAAUCCGACCAUGGGAAUGACGGGUUGGUGGACAUGGUCGGACUAUUCUCUCACGCCUCACUUUGCAUUCCAAGAUCCUGGGUCUGGCGAUCUUGUGCACACCGCUUGCAACAGCAAUGGCUCGGCCGUAUUUCCGACAGACAAGAUGCACAAGUUCCCAAUCAAGGCCAAGCCGAAGUCAGCGACACCGCUCGCGGUAGUCGGAUGGUAUGAUGAUGAGAUGGGAACUACAGUCGCUUCAGUUUUCUUUCAGGCACGCGACGGUUCGUUAGUCAACGCCGACAUGACAUGCAACUGGAAGACGGGCGACUACGAACUACAAGAGGGUGGAGAGUACAAGGUCAGCGAAGACGCCGGUGCGCCGUCUAUACACGAAGAUACAGGGCUAGCGGUGGUGGAGCUUGGCGAAUCCGGCGGGAACCGGGUCUUCUACCACGAUGAAGAUGGAAAGGUCAAUGUCCUGGCAUACGACGAUGAUACCGAUUGGGUUUACAUUGGACCCGUAUCCCAACUCGAACCAGAGGGCAAGGCGUUGGAAGCAGCGAGGAUGAGUGGGACCAACAUGUCGGUGAUCUUUCCAUACGAUGGGGAUAACUUUGCCAUUGCUGGAUACAAGGAGGAGAACAAGGACAAGUGGAGUCUGAGCUCCCUCCCACUAGGCUUCAAAAGCCCAGCCCCGACCAACAAAACCGCAACAUCAAAGUACGCCUUUGACUGGUCAAAGGACGUACCAUUCAUUCUCCCUGAAAUCGACAUGACGACAGUGAGCCUCGCGCUAGCAUCCAACGAAGAAUCUUUGACGAAUAUAUUCUACAUCGGCACAGACUCAAAGCUUCAUCAGAUCACCAACGGGAAAGACGGAUGGGAAAUUGCCAAGGAUCCUGGGGAGAAGAAGUGGCCCAAGGCCGGCGACAAGUCGGCUCGAAUGGCACUAGUUGCCGCCCCGGAAUCUGAAGACCUCUGGAUCUUUUAUCGAAAGGGAAAGGAUGUUAUGGAACUACACUUGGAUGAAUAUGGAACGUGGGCGGAUGCGAAAAAGGUUGCAACCGUGAACGAAAAUGCGCCAACGUCCGACGAUGACGAUGAGGACGACAAUGAGGAGGAGGAGGGCUCAACUGGAUCAUCAAACUCGAACCACGGCCACGACGGCGAAACAUCAGAACCAUCAAGUGGUCUAUCUACCGGAGCCAAGGCGGGUGUUGGUGUUGGCGUCAGCCUUGGCGCCUUGGCUGCAGCAGGUGCCAUCUUCAUGGUCAUCCGCCGAAGAAGAAGAUCCUCAAACACCGACACACAACAAGACCCCAUGAGCCCAGAGCAGAUGCACCAAGAAGGAUACCGUGCAGUCAGCAACGACAAACCAGCAGAACUACCCAUCGACCAAGGACCACACGAGCUACCGACGAAUGAGCCCGAGUAUGAGCUGCUCGGCGAUACUGAGCAACGACGGCCGGUGAGUAGGCAGAGUGAAGGGGGACGAGACGAAACGGGGCAGGGUGAUAGGACACGGGAGAACAGAGACGGAGGAGCUAAUGUCUGA
Fusarium falciforme is the source of this 1587-nucleotide messenger RNA. RefSeq lists its product as hypothetical. The record is from RefSeq and is a predicted model, not a curated record. The transcript is spliced from 3 exons. The coding region runs from base 1 to 1587 and encodes 528 amino acids. Lineage: Eukaryota; Fungi; Ascomycota; Sordariomycetes; Hypocreales; Nectriaceae.